Pseudo-nitzschia multistriata is the source of this 5641-nucleotide messenger RNA. NCBI's taxonomy places the organism in Eukaryota, Bacillariophyta, Bacillariophyceae, Bacillariales, Bacillariaceae. The record is from the annotation of a GenBank genome assembly.
CGACCAACAACCAACCAAUACACACAACACGAUGCGAAUUCGACGGCGAGGCCGAUCCAAGGACAGCUCCAACAGCCACGACGACAAUAGAGGAGGGAUAAUGCGACCUCCCUUUCUACUUCACAGAGAGCACCGCACGCAGCGAUCACAGAAUUUUACUGAUACACAACACCAUCGAGGUUAUCAUUCGGAUGGAGCCCCCCAAAAUGGUGCAAAUGACAACAACGUCCAGACCCGUUUCCCCAGGUUUCGAGGGGGGCGGAGGCCGAAAACUCCAAGUCAAACAACGACGACGAAUCGCCACAACAACAAUCAUUCCAAAGUUGGCAGCAGUAUAUACAGCGACGACGGAUGCAGCCUAGAUAGUUUUGUUAGUACCAAUGAUAGAUAUUAUGGUACUAGCAUCGGCACGAGUGGUGUCGAGUCGGAUCCCUACGAAUUCGUGGAAUUCGAGCAAAAUCGAGGACGAGCCACAUCGGGUCGCCAAAGGCGAAAAAAGAAGAACAGCCUUCGCAGUCGUUCAAGCAACCGCGGCGACGACAGCAUCGACCCCUUCGAUUCUGAUAACGGAAGCAUCGGUGAUCCUCAUGCCACAUCCCAACCCGCCUCUCCGUUCGAAGAAAACAGGCGAGAUUCCUACAAAAACAACUACAAGAACCGAGCCCAUGCACUGUCCUACGGAGGAAGCUUUGAUUCCGACGACGAUGCUUUGUUCUUUGAAGAGAGCAACUGUGACCAGAGCCAUUAUUCCGAGAGCAGCGUCGGAGAGAGCCCAAAAUACGAGCCACAUCGAAAUAGUAGCAUGUCGAUUUCGAGAAGUCAGCACCUACAACUGAGCCAUACCCUUGAUGAUUACCGUGGCGAUCCAUAUAGCAGCGCUAUCACAAACAACUAUCACGAUGACGACAGUGAAUCUGAUUCCGAUGUGUCGUUCCGAAGAAACCGCCGGCACAAUAAUUCCUUGCGCCGACAUAGCAGUCCCCGGUCAACCCCCGACAUGGUGGACAUGAACCAACGAUUUCUGGAACACAUGGCGAAGCGGCCGUCCAAUGAAGGCAGCAAACGUAUCCGCAAGGGCGAGGGCAUUGAAGACAAGUUGUUUCGAGUCGUUCCUGACUACGCCUAUAGAACUACCACUCCCUACAUGACCCGCAAACAAUUGCGGGCCGAAACCAACUCCAAAUCGGCUUUCUACCACGACGUACGGCUGUACAAGGAAGCCUCUCAAUCCAAAACGAGCAGCAAAAGCGGCAAGGACCGCCUGAAAAAUUUUGGAGAGCUGCGCGUAGAAAUACUGCAGUGCUAUGGCUUGCCCACCACCUCUCUGAUCAAGGAGGUCUCGGCGUACGCGGUGGCUGUGCACGAAGACGCGGCCUUUCAGACCGACAUGAUCCCUAACAUUGCGAAUCCUAUGUGGCUUUCAAAGAUGCGCAGGGCCUGCAUGUUCGGGGUGAGCACCAUGUAUUCUCAAUUGUACAUAGGGCUCUUCGAUCUAGAGCCUCUGAUCGCCGACCCGGAUGAUGUAGUCGGACACAUCGGCCAUCCGGGAUGGCUUCCACCCGAUCAAAGGGCACGUCGUGGGAGUUUUGGGUUUGGAGGCCGAGGAGAGGGAAGAAUGAGCUUCGGUGGAGGUGCCAAUGGAAAUCGCGAAGGCAGGGCAAAUUUUGGUGUCCGCGAAGGAAGGUUGAGUUUUGGUGGUGGCAGUAGGGAGAUGCAUUUGAGCAAUGUUGAUCAAGCGUCGGGGAGAAUCGGUCGCUCUGGCAGUAUCGGCAGUCGUAGGGGGUCCGGCAACGAAAGCAACAAGAACGAUACAGAUGCUGAGGACGACGACGAUUUGGAUGACACAAUAAAGUGCAACGACUAUUGUGCCAGGGCUGAAGACUUCAUUGGCCACGUGGUCAUUGAUGUGUGUAAAUUGCGCCCGGGAACUACGUACGACGUCACCCUUCCAUUACGCAGAAGCAAGCACGUCUUUUCGCGGGACCCGAGGGGGUCGGUCCGCGUACGGUUGCACCUUACAUGGAAUUCCGAGCGGUCCGCUGUGCUAUCAUAUCUACCCCGGGGCUUGCCGGGCGGAACAACCGGUAGUCAGCUGUCGAACAAACCGAACACACGAUUCACUAUCAAUUGCGUCGACGAUCGCGCUGCACGGAACGUCGCUCAUACCAUACACGGAGUCCACAUGCCUGGCAAGUUCGAUCCAGUGUUGGUAAAGGCAACCAUGAGGGAAAUUCACUGGACGAGGAUCCACCUUUUUCGGUAUCUACGCCAGAAACAGAUCUAUAAUCUCUGUAACUGGGUGUAUCCGAGCAUUUCCGGUUUUUGUUUUUUAGCGUGGAUGCAUGCGGUGUAUUACAACACAGUCCGGUACUUUCCCGGACACGUUGUGGUGUUUUUCCUUCUUCAUCUUAUCAAAAACUACUCCUAUUAUGCCAUGGAUUCGCCGCUUCAGAAUGGAUUCCUGGGACCUACACUUGAAGAACUCUACAUGGCACUAAUGCAUCCUCCACCGCUUAGAAAGCGUGGCAAAAAAGGGACGAACGGCUACAUCCACCCGCUCAACAUGCAACUGAAAGAAGAUGCUUGGGGCGCCACAGCAUCGGAUCACUUGCGAUCGUCGGCUAGCCGCAACAAUAGCAGCAAGAACAGUGACAAUAUGGACGAAUUGUAUGAUGAAAAUGGAGACCUCGUCAACGUAUCGAGGUUUUCACUGACGGAAAUUGCCAACGCAAUGCGAGAGAAAUUGAGAGUCCAGCCCUACCGCAAUGGUCUUACCAUCUUCCAACACUCCUUCCAGGGAGAGGACGCAGUGGAUUUUCUUGUAAACAAUGGCUAUGCCAAAACGAGGCCAGAAGCUGUUGGUCUGGGACGCCGGCUGGAAAGUGAGAAGGGAUUGUUCGCAGACGUCACCGGGGAGGCCCGUUUUGAGGACUCGACAUACGUUUAUGCCUUCCGGACUGGCUACGAGAACGAGCGUUUUGUGAUAAAAAAGAGCCACGUUCCGAGGGGCGGGCGAUUUCUGGAACUUCUAGGCUUUUACUCGCGCAGUGGCAAACAAACUGGAGAGCACCAUGUAGGAAACAAGAAAAAUGGCAAAAAUACUGAUGACAUUGCCGUCAUGGUGGGCGGAGCCGACAUUUUGGAAGCUCGUGAACACGUAGAGUUUCCGUUUGCGACGGGGGUCGAUCACCCAAGGUUCACCGUCAAGGAAUCACUUGUGAUCCAUUCCCCCGAAAAAAAAAGCAAGGUCGAAAAAGAAAAACAAGCAAGAGAUGUGCUCGAAUCGGCCGAGUUUGGAAUCAUCCCUACCUCCCUGGGAUCGAGCGCCAAUUCGAAUGACAACCAAAGAGCCAACAACGUUUCCGGGUACGAAUCCGAAACCGGGACGAAAAUGACAGGAAAUGCACGUAUAAGCUUGAAGAGAACCUCUUCGGGUCGGUUGUCAGACGGGUUUGUCAAUGGUGGAAAAAAGAUUACUGACAGCGCUCGUCGAGGUAGUAUGAUUGUCGGCGAAGCAGUCAAGACCGUAGCCACCGGGGUAGCCACAGGUGUCGUUGUAGGAGCGAAUGCGGUAGCCGAAGGACUGAUAUGGGGCAAUAGACAAGAUGCCAAUCCAAUAGCGAGCACCGGCUCUCUACUUGAGGUGGCCGUAUCGGAGGAAGAUAUAUACAAGAAAUUGAAGGACCAGAACAAUCUGGAACUCGAUCGACUGAUCGAGCUACAACGCAAAGCUGACGCGUACGACCCGUACCAAUACGAUAGCGACAACGACGUGGGAAAUAUCCAGAAAAAGAAGAGAAAAAAGCACGUCAUCUUCGAAAAACACUUGAAAGAGCCAAGGAACCAGGAGAUUGGAGGUAACAUUCAUGGGCAGCAACAAUCGGAUAUGUCCCUGGCAAGAGCUCUGGAUAGUUCUCGUCGGCAGCUCCAUCGAGCCUUUUAUCACAUGUUCGACGAUCAGGUCUACAAAAUCGACGAGAAUCUUUUUCCGACACAGUUAGACAAAGACGCAGGGAAGGAAAUGAAGAAGAAGAAAAAACGAAGACUCUUCAACCGUCGCGUCAGCAACGAAGAAAUGAAAUUGGAAGAAGAGCGCCAGAAAAGAAUGCAAAUGACUCCAUACGAAAAACAAAAAGAAGAGAUAGAUAAGGUCUUGCUUAUGUAAGUAUUAUUUCAGCGAUUGCUUGAAACAGGACUUGAAUCCCCCGUUUCUUUAUCGAAAUUUGGGCAAUGAUGAACUAAUUAAAGACAAUUUCCUCUUCGAUAUCGUUUCAUUUUCCGCCUCCCCCGUUCAAAAACAGCAACGAGCACUCGCAUUGGAAUCCGUGGAUGAAUCGGAUAGGAAUUGUAAUCCAACCUCUAUUGGAAAUGGCGCAGACAUUUUUGUUUGCUACCAGAGCCUCGUUCAAUGUCAUGACGUGGCAAGAUCCCGUCUUGUGUUUUUGGUUAUGCUUUGUGGGCCCACCCUUGGUACUCCUUCUCUAUAUUGCUCCCUACCGGUUGUUUGCCCUUGUCCUGGGUUUGUACUGGAUCGGUCCACAAAAUUAUUUAUUGCGCGUUUACCGAGAAACGAGACCGGGAUACCAACCACCCGACUUUGAUCUCGUGGUCAAGAAGAAAAAGAUCGAAAAGGCCGAAGACUUCCAGGAAAUGCAAUUCUUUUCGAGUGAUGCUCCUGGAAACCAGCAAAUUCGCUUCCAGAACAUAGAUCCAACCCACGUGAAGCAGAUUGUCGUUCCAUCGAACGUCCUGAUGUACAACCGGUUCUAUGACUGGCCUCCCGAACCUGAAUAUGCCCGGGUGUAUGCAUCGUCGGCACCCAAGAACCUUAUUGUUCCCGGGGUUGUCGUUGACGACCCUGACAAUGAUGGCUAUAGCACCGGCUACGAGAGCGGUGACAUAUCGGCCUUCAUCUUUGACCAGGCUGCCCGACUUAAUCCAGUCAUCAAGAAAAAGAAAAAGAAAGGAUUUCGAAAGGUCACGUCAAGGAUCAACAAGGGAACCCGCGGUUUUGUAAAAGAUACUGUGGCCGGUACUGAGAGGGUCGUCGGGAGCACCGCUGGUCUGACGAUUGACGCCGUAAGAGGGACAGCGAAGAUCACGACAAGCGUCGUUAAGGGGACGGGAAAACAAGCCAAGAGCGCGGCCAAGGGUACCGGAAACUUUCUUGGUUUGCGGAACCGCAAAAAGUCGAAGGCCUACGAAGAAAGCGACGAGGACUAUUAUUGAUUUGGUGCGCUCAAAAGCUAAAAUAUCGAUAUCUGAGAAACCUAAUGGUAUCGUUCUUGUCCUCGAAAUACCUUGAGACGAAUCUAGAAGGAUUUUGUUGUAGAACGGCAUGGCAAAAGGAAAGUGUUCGUUGCUUUGUGAAUCAUGCAAAGACAACAGCAACAACACAAGUCCUUGCAAAAGCAUCUUUCGUUCCCUCUGCUCUCAUGCUGUCGUUGUGGUGUGAAGCAAAAAGGAACGCGGCAAAUCCGUGUUUGCCGUCAUAAUCUUCUGCGUACUAUUGCGAAGCUGUUGCUUGCAAUUUUCAAAUCCCAGACGGUACAAGCACAUCUUAGUUUAACGAGUUUAGAUGCAUUUUGGAUUCGCACCCAAAUUUUUGGAUACAUUUGACAAAUAGAACCGUAGUCUUAAC